This is a messenger RNA of Saprolegnia parasitica CBS 223.65, 902 nucleotides long. RefSeq lists its product as hypothetical. The record is from RefSeq and is a predicted model, not a curated record. Bases 16 to 849 code for a protein of 277 amino acids. The transcript has a single exon. Lineage: Eukaryota; Oomycota; Saprolegniomycetes; Saprolegniales; Saprolegniaceae.
ACAACAUCUUUUACGAUGGCAAGCGUGCCGGAGCUCCAAGACGCGUUCGUCGCGGGCGACCUCCAGACUGCGCUGGACGGCAGCCGCACGUGGCUCACCGCGUCGCUGCACCUCAACCCUGACCUCAUUGCGGCCUCAUCGUCCCUCGGCCUUCUCUGCGCCGACAUCAGCGUCGGCCUCGACGCGCCGCCGAUGGACCAGGACCUCGAGGCCACCAUCGCCAUCUUCAUGCAGUCCAUUUUCGAAGUCAAUGCAGUCAACGAACUUCUCUUGAUCGCUGAUGUUCUGCGCAUCACGUCGCCCAUUCCAUGCGAGCUUGGGCUCAUCUGGGCCUCGUUUCUCGCGGCAAUGUCCGAGACCACCGAAGCCGACAAGUUCUUGACACGGACCCUCGAGACGCUGCGGGCGGGCAUCCUGGCGGACCCCUUUCGGGCCGAGGACCUCACUGCUCUGUAUGAGACUGCGUAUGAGAUCCUUGUCUCCAAGGUCUUCCUGGCCGACACGACUUGCGAUGUGCGAGCGAUCCUGCGGCGGAUCGACGCGGACAAAGUGCUGCGCGGCAGUGCCAAGGCGUCUCUUGGUGAGCUCCUGGAAUCGAUCGAGGCACCGACGGUAGCGCCACAAGCGCCCUCAACAGCACCCUCGAAGGCAAACCGCUCGCCCCGCCCGUUGCCCGUGCGGACACCCGCCGCUCCGCACUCGGUGCUGACCGACACAUCGACGCAAGUCAUGAUCGGCGCAGUUGCCGUCGCGGCCGUGUGCGCGAUCAAGUACCGGUCGCAACUCCAAGCGUCGGCGCACGACGUCCUGCAAGCGCUCGGCGACAUCAAGGGCAUGCUGCUUGGGUAAGCCUCGCAUGGAUUUUUUUAAAUAGACGCUUUUGCCGUACUACAACACUUUGG